Molecule: messenger RNA, 2220 nt
Organism: Ixodes scapularis (black-legged tick)
Lineage: Eukaryota; Metazoa; Arthropoda; Arachnida; Ixodida; Ixodidae
Gene: Faa
Product: fumarylacetoacetase
Exons: 12
Coding region: 746-2125 (459 amino acids)
Biological process (GO): L-phenylalanine catabolic process; homogentisate catabolic process; L-tyrosine catabolic process
Molecular function (GO): fumarylacetoacetase activity
Source: RefSeq, a predicted model, not a curated record
UUGGCGCACUCCCGAUUUUCUCGGUGCAGCGAGUGCAUGCACGCGUGGGGUGUCAGCGCUGAAACGAACUCGGAGAGUGCAACCACUCGUGGAGUGCCGGCCGAAACGAACCCGUUCCACGCUGCGAGUGGGCACGCGUGGGCACGAGUGCCGUGAAACGAACUCGCUAUAAGUAGAGGCGGCGAUUGUAACGCCUUGUUUUGAGGCGGCGGAAACAAGAACCCUCGUCGUGACGUAACCCACUUUUCUCUCUUUUUUUUUUUUUUUUUUCUGUGGCACGUAAAGUUUACGCGGUAAGUUUACGCGGUACGCUUUUGAGAUAGACGGCUGCCAAAGACGUAGUCGGAUACCCGCUAAGUUCUACCAAACUUUGCACAACAUACGACGAACAUGCUGGCCGCGUGAGGCCGAAUGGACUCUUGCCGCGCUGCAGCAGCUGCGGCUCCAACCGCAGUGUGGAAGCAAAUCGACUGCAAAAUGUGGAAUUUGGACACCCGACCACGCCUAAUCAAACCAUUCCACAGCCCGCUGCGCGAACACCAGCAGAAGUGGCAGCCGUGCCACCGGCCCAACGGCGUGGCUCGUCCGGAGAGAUUACGGUAUGCGGCCUUGGACUCAGCCGACUCAGCCACUCAGCCAACUCAGCGCCAGCUAAUCUGACUGUGGUAGGACCAGUCUGCGAUCCCUCCGGCAAUGCUGGCGAUAAGUCGGGAGAAAGUGCGUCUGGCGGCGGCGCAUCCUCUCCAUGGCCCUGUCGCUCCCUCUCGCACUUGCUGCCUGGCUUGUUCCGCUGUCUCUGCUCGUUUACGCUGCUCUCCGGUCGCCGCCGACGCAAGUGUUCCUGGAGACGACAAGUUGUGCUGCUGCCAUGUCUUUUGUACCAGUCACCGAGGGCUCGGACUUCACGUACGAGAAUCUGCCGUACGGCGUUUUUUCCACGCCAACCAAUAAGAAACCUCGUCCUGGCGUGGCCAUAGGAGACUACAUCCUCGAUUUGAGUGUCGUCAAGCAUUUCUUCACCGGACCACAUCUCAAGAAUUCUCAACAUGUCUUUGACGAGUCCAGCCUCAACAGCUUCAUGGGUCUGGGAAGGCCCGCAUGGCUUGAAGCUCGACAGGUCAUCCAAAAGCUGCUCUCGAAGAAUGAACCCGUCUUGAAGGAUGACAUUGCUCUCAAAGCAAAAGCGCUGGUUCCAAUGUCCCAGGCUACAAUGCAUUUACCAGCACAAAUCGGCGAUUAUACCGAUUUCUAUUCUUCACUGGAGCAUGCCACUAACGUUGGCAUCAUGUUCAGAGGAAAAGACAAUGCCCUCAUGCCGAACUGGAAACAUCUUCCAGUAGGCUACCAUGGACGGGCUUCAUCAAUUGUGGUGUCUGGCACACCAAUUCGCCGUCCCAAUGGUCAGACCAGACCUGAUGACUCCAAGCCUCCAGUGUUUGGGCCCUGCAGGCUGAUGGACUUUGAAUUGGAAAUGGCUUUCUUUGUGGGCCCUGCAUCUUCUCUGGGAGACCCCAUACCUGUGCAGACGGCCGAGGACCACAUCUUUGGGAUGGUGCUCAUGAAUGACUGGAGCGCCAGGGACGUCCAGAAGUGGGAGUAUGUCCCACUGGGGCCCUUCACCGCCAAGAACCUUGGCACCAGCAUCAGCCCCUGGGUGGUGACUCUGGAGGCCCUGGAGGCCUUCCGCUGCCCCAACACACCGCAGGACCCGGCCCCCAUGCCCUACCUCCUUCACAAGGACAACUUCAACUUCGACAUCAACCUCGAGGUGGCCAUCAAGCCCAAGGAUUCCAACGACUCGACGGUAGUGUCAAAGUCAAACUUCAAGCACAUGUACUGGACCAUGAAGCAGCAGUUAGCGCACCACAGCGUGACCGGGUGCAACAUGCAGCCAGGAGACCUGCUCGGCUCCGGAACCAUCAGUGGACCGACGGAGGAUUCCUACGGAUCGAUGCUCGAGCUCUGCUGGAAAGGAACCAAGCAGGUGCCGCUGAAGAAUGGAGAGACCAGAACCUUCUUGAAGGACGGGGACGAGGUCGUCAUCAAAGGAUACUGCCAAGGAAACGGAAAACGUGUCGGCUUUGGAGAGUGCAAGGGAGUCGUCCUGCCUGCCCACCCACUGUGAAAAAAAAGGCUACGGCACUUGCAGGUUUUGGGCAUUUACUCAGCGUAUACAUUUGUAUUUUGAAGCAUUUGAAAUAAAAUACGGUAAACAGGAAA